GGGUACUUUUGCGAAUCUAUACCUAUCGAGCAAUGGCCGCCACGCUCCACACAAUCACAGACGUUAAGUUAAGUACGCGCGCCUAUGGCGACUCCGCACUCUAGCGUAGUUAGUAUACAUCUCUAUGGGGGGGACUUACUUUUUUUGUUGUGUAUAUAAACCGAACCUGCCUGUGCGUUCAUUCAUUCAUUCCAGAGAUAAAAAAAUACAUUCCGUCAGCAGCACGUACGUGUCAGUCAGUCAGUCACGUCACGUCAGCCGUCGACACUCGUCGUGCGUUCGUGCGCGGCCGCGUAAUAAACCAACGAAUGGCUUCCGUACUCCACGUUGUUUUGAUGUGUGACAAGUUUAUUUGUGAGGCCCCAUAUUUUGGACAGAUUUGACUAGUUUUGUUCAUGUUAUCUACAUUCCGUGUUUGUAUUAUUGCUGAAAUAAUAACUCUUACGGUAUACGAGCCCGGAACCUGAAUUGAAACCUGCGACUUGAGAUCUGCAUCUAGGUUCUUUUCAGCUGUCUCGAGCUCGACGCGACUCCAGCUCCAGCGAGGCUUGCUUGGCGGUACCCGGCCCUGCCCUGGCGCUGGCCUAGACUCACCCCCACCGACACUGGCCAUCACAGUCUGAUCUGAGCCUGUGGCACUUCGACAAUACAGCAUCGACAAUACAGCAUCUGGACCUCGCGCGCUCACCUCGCCAGUUGGAACUUAAUCUUAAUCAGUAUCAAACAGAAGGUUCAUUAUAAUAAUAAUUAUGUCUCAUACAAUACUGUUGAUUCAGCCAGGAGAGAUAGCGGACACAAGAACUUACACGGAUUACAAUUCGGUGAGAGAAUGCAUGGAAGGAAUUUGUCGGAUCUUUGAAGAACACCUGAAGAGAUUGCAUCCUAACAGCCCAUCCAUCACAUAUGAUAUCAGUGAACUCUUUGAUUUCAUUGAUAACCUCACAGACCUUAGCUGCCUGGUCUUCCAACCAACUGCAAACAUGUAUGUUCCUGUUAACAAGGACUGGAUCAAGGAGAAGAUAUACCUUACGCUCAGGAAGCAAGCGGCUAAGUGAUGACUACGUGGAUCCAAGAUUUCUCAUCCAAACUUUGAACAUUUGAUUACAACUUACGAUGAAAAAAGAUGAUGGAACUUCGAUUGAGAUCACAUUAUGCUGUAUUUGACUGGAAGGCUUGAUCAUGGAGUUGCUAUGUUUUCUCAGUGUUGUGGGUUACUUGUAUUAUUUUUGUUACAUUUACAAGCACAAUUGAGGUGAGAUAUGAUAUGUAACAUUUGCUUUUGCAAAACAGUUUUCUUUUUUUGAGGGGGUAGGAUGAGGGAAUGAUAGAGUGAUUAAAAAAUGACAAAAUACCCCUUUUCUUUUUUACCAUAUUAGUAUCCGAGAGGCCCCUACUUUGCAGAAAAUCUGAAAAAACCCAGAAAUCUGAUUAAAGUGGGAAAAACAUGAAAAUGAAGUAGAAUUACUAGCAGUCAUAAAAUUCUUGACUUGACUUUACAAUACAUCACUUUACCAUUGUGUGUCAAGGGGAUUGAAGAGUAAUAUGGAAUCAUGUCUUAGUCAGAUGUUAACUUAUUCAGCAAGUAUCAUUUUACUCGAAUUCUUGAAUAUUAUUUUGGGAAAACAAAAUAUCAGAUAUGACCAGUGAAUAACUAUGUACCAACUCUUUUAGGAAGAGAUUUUUAUUUUUUGUUUUACAUAUACUGCAAAUAUAAGAGUAUGUUUGUAGUUUUGUUUGUUAAAAGUAUGAAACUUUGGUGAUAUACAGCUGACAUUUUACAUUCAUAGUUGAUUGAUAUAUGGAUGGUUUAUUUUUGGUGUGUUUUGAUUAUAUUCUGUUGCAUCAUUUUCAUUUAAAGUUGUCUAAAGGAAAGGAAGCCUCCUUAAUCUUUGUUUGCUGGAGAAAGACAGUAAAUUUAUUCCAAUAUAAAACUUAGUCAUUUUGUUAUCUGUUGCAUCAUUCUCAUUUAAAGUUUUCUGAUGGAAAGGAAGCCUCCUUAAUCUUUGUCUGCUGGAGAAAGACACCUUUAGUUUUUGGAGCUUAUCAGAUCAGUCAUCACGUAAUGAGAUCUUGUAAAAGUUGGCAUCCUUAAUAGGUUUUUAAAGAAUAAGUAAUAAGAUUUCUUCAGAUUGACUGGAAACUUUAUCAUCACUGAAUUUUUCUAAUCAAUGUAUGUAAUGCAAAUUCCGACUUACCAUUUUACCCUUUGCCAUUUAUAUCUCAUUCAACAUUUUCAUGAGAUAUUACACAGGGUUUACGGUGAGCUUGUACUGUAUUGGGUUUUAGUUUGCACCUCUUAUUACCUAUCUGACACUCACCACCUGAUCUCAUGCAUUUAGCUGAAAUAGACUUUUUUUAACACCUUUCAUUUACAUUCAAUUUGAUUUUUUAAGGAAAUGUAGAGUUCGGGUGAUAUUCAGGAGGGUGUUUCACAGAUAUUAAGUGUGACUAAGAAUUACGUUUAAAUUCCAAGUUAUAUAUGUUAUGAAUGUUUUUAACAGAAAUAUGACGCAAUCUGAAUGCUGUGGAUCAUCAUCAUCAUGAAAUAAUGCAUGAAACCUAUUCAUUUAUUGGUGAUUUGAUACACAUGGGACGUCGUAAGUUCUACUGCAUAUUAAUCAGUGAGAUUGCUUUGUUGAAUACCAUGUGUACAUUUGCACUUCAGUUUGACAUUUAAUCAAAAUUUACUCUUGCAACCCCCCCCCCCCCCCCAUGAUGAGAACUUUUGGUAAUAGUCUGCAUUAAUCUAGAGGUGUAUCCCACCAUACAAAUUCUGUAAAUCACCAUGAUCAUGUUGAAAAAGUUAGUUUUGACUUUUUCCAUUUUUCCAUUUUCAGAUAUAUAUGUAAAAGCCAUAGACCACUUUCAAGUAGUUUUAUGUGUCAUUUGGUGGAAGAACAUAUUAGUAAAAUGCGUUUUUGUCUCGCCUGCAUAGCAGAGCGAGACUAUAGGCGCCGCUUUUCCGACGACGGCGGCGGCGGCGGCGUCAACAUCAAAUCUUAACCUAAGGUUAAGUUUUUGAAAUGACAUCAUAACUUAGAAAGUAUAUGGACCUAGUUCAUGAAACUUGGACAUAAGGUUAAUCAAGUAUUACUGAACAUCCUGCCUGAGUUUCAGGUCACAUGACCAAGGUCAAAGGUCAUUUAGGGUCAAUGAACUUAGACCAUGUUGGGAAAAUUAUUUUCAAAAUCUUAACCGAAGGUUAAGUUUUUGAAAUGACAUCAUAACUUAGAAAGUAUAUGGACCUAGUUCAUGAAACUUGGGCAUAAGGUUAAUCAAGUAUUAGUGAACAUCCUGCUCGAGUUUCAGGUCACGUGACCAAGGUCAAAGGUCAUUUAGGGUCAAUGAACUUUGGUCAAGUUGGGGGUAUUUGUUGAAUUACUAUCAUAACUUUGAAAAUUUAUGGAUCUAGUCCAUGAAACUUGGACAUAAGGUUAAUCAAGUAUUAGUGAACAUCCUGCCUGAGUUUCAGGUCACAUGACCAAGGUCAAAGGUCAUUUAGGGUCAAUGAACUUUGGCCAAGUUUGGGGUAUUUGUUGAAUUACCAUCAUAACUUUGAAAAUUUAUGGAUUUAGUUCAUGAAACUUAGACAUUAGGUUAAUCAAGUACCACUGAAUAUCCUGUGCGAGUUUCAGGUCACAUGACCUGAUGACCAUGGUCAAUGGUGGUCAUUUAAGGUCAAUGAACUUUGGCCGUGUUGGGGGUAUAUGUUAAAUUACCAUCCUAACUCUGAAAGUUUAUGGAUCUAGUUCAUAAAACUUGGACAUAAGAGUAAUCAAGCAUCACUGAACAUCCCCUGUGAGUUUCAGGUCACAAAACCAAGUCAAAGGUCGGUUAAGGUCAAUAAACUUAGGCCAUGUUGGGGUAAUUGUUGAAGUGCCAUCAUAACUUUGAAAGUUUAUGGAUAGAGUGAAUGAAAUGUGGACAUGGGUGUAGUUGACAGUCUUAAGUCUCUGUUCAAAUGUCAUUUAUGGUCAAUGAACGUGGUAUUAUGUCAUUAUAUGAAUGAUGUUUUUGUUAAUGAUUAUUUUAUAGUAGUUUUCAAAGUUAGCACUGCUGCUAUAUUAAAUUGCGUAAUGCAGGCGAGACUGCCAGAGGCGUUCCACUUGUUAUAUUUAGUAGUAACUGAAGAUACAUUUACAAUUAGCAAUAGGUCCUAGCCAUUUCAGGAUGCAUGCAUAAUCUGUGAAGAAAAAAAAUGUUUCAUAAAAACAAGUCUUCAGAAAGUUUUACUGCUUGGCUGUAAAAAAAAAAGAACGUAAAACUUGUAUCUACUUAUUUUAGUUUUUCAAAUCAGAAUACAUGACCAGGACGUAUAGAUUGGUCAAGCAAACUUUAAUUACAGUACUACUUCAUCAAGAUUUUUUUUUCUUCUUCGAGACCACUUUUGUGUCAUCGGCCCAUUCAUCACUUGUUAUGUGGUUUUUGUUUCUAAGUUGAUAGUCCUUUGCUCCAAAUUGGUUUGAUUUAUAUGAAAUUGCAAGAACCUUCCUUCAGAAAAAAAGGAAUCAUUGCUUAUUUUAUCAAUGUGUAAAUAUAGUGUUUUAAAACUUGUGUUAGUAUAAAAAAAAUAUUACUUGAUAUUUUUAAAAGGCAGUGGGUGUAGAAGGGUAGAAAAUCACAUCGUAAGUCCACAAUUUAAUAAGUUUUAGUCAUAUUAACACCAAACAUCCUUUCCUGAUGUUGAUAUGUUUAUCAGUUCCCUGUUACAAUAUGGAAAAUGACAAAUGUGUUGAACUAAAAAGGUGAUAAAGUGUUCAUGGUCAAAACAGUUUUAUGUACGAAAAUGCUGUGUUAUUCAAUAAUUAUAACCAUCUCUUUAUAUUCAUAAUUUUAUAUUUUGACUUGGUACUUCUUUAAGCCAAUGAUUGCUUGGUCAUAUGCCAUGUCAUUUUUUUUUCAGAUAUUUUCUUUUCCAUUUUGAUAAGAGUUUUCAUAAGAUAUGAUAUGACACAUUUGUGAAACCUAGAAUUCAACAGGAAAUUCUGUGAUAUUCUACAAAUACGUCAUUUUGUACCAUUCUUUUUAGGAACAAAUGAACAAAAAUUUCAUAUCGAUUUAAGAUUAAAUAGGAAAUGGUACCAAUGUCUGUAUGCUAAUUCAUGUUUUACAAAUGAUCGUUUUUGACGAAGAAAACUGCUUAUAAGCAUGGUGAAUAGAGUCAAACCCAAUAUUAUCUACUUCUUUAUCUCUGAUUUUUUAUUUUGAAGAAUAUAAACCAAAAUUCAAGAUGGAGAAGUUGUGUUUAUAAUGUGUCGAUUGAAUCACACUGGUACAUCUGUGUAUUAACAGAGCACUGCACAUACUUUAGGGAUUUUGUACUUCAUGUAUAAAGAUAUCUAUUUGCUCAUUUCUAAAGCCAGGAAGAGAGUCCUGUUCAUGUUUUUUUUUGUUCAUGUUGUCUUCUCUCCAAAGUGGAUGUGCGCCCUCUUGUGUUCUUAUUUUUACAGUCACAAUUCUCUGAGCGUCAGAAAAAGUUUUUAAAGUUUGACAUCUUCUUCAAGAUGUGUUUUAAAACGGUUCUUGUAUAUGUAUGUGAAUUUUCAUCUUGAGUACAUAGUGUAAAAACAAUGAAAACAUGUUAAUUUUUGCUUCUACUUUUUUUUUUAUUGAAACAACUAUUUCAUUAAAAAAAUGUGAUUAAACAAACAA
This is a messenger RNA of Lytechinus pictus (painted urchin), 5652 nucleotides long. RefSeq names its product enhancer of rudimentary homolog. The transcript is spliced from 4 exons. NCBI's taxonomy places the organism in Eukaryota, Metazoa, Echinodermata, Echinoidea, Temnopleuroida, Toxopneustidae. Bases 750 to 1055 code for a protein of 101 amino acids. The record is from RefSeq and is a predicted model, not a curated record.